GCGUUGCCACCAGAAAGAACCCAAAUAGAUAAAGCUUUUAUAAAUGUUGACGUUGAUUUUGCAGGACCAUUUGACGUCAAAGCAUAAAGUGGCAGAACUUGUAAAAUAACGAAAGGUUACGUUUGUGUUUUUGUUUGCUUUGCAACAAAGGCCAUCCACUUGGAGCCAACAUCUGAUUUGUCUACCCAAGCCUUUAUGGCAGCCUUCGCUCGAUUUUUUUCGAGGCGGGGAUGCCCUGUCGCCAUUUACUCUGACAAUGGAACAAAUUUCAUAGGUGCUAGCAAGUUAUUGAAAAAGGAGCGACAGGAAUUUAUUAAACAGCUAAAAGGAUCUGUUACGUCCACUAGCAGUUUUCAGAAUUUGACGUGGCAUUUUAUACCCCCAGGUGCACCACACAUGGGCGGUUUAUGGGAGGCAGGAGUUAAAAGCUUUAAAGCUCAUUUAAAGAAAAUAAAUACCCUAAAAUAUACAUUUGAAGAGCUAGCUACACUCCUUGCCAGAAUAGAAGGAUGCCUAAACUCGAGACCCUUAAGCCCGUCAAGUGAAAACCCUCAGGAUCUUAACCCGUUAACCCCUGGACACUUUUUAAUUGGCUCACCCAUACUUACCCCUGCAGAACCCGACACAAGCAGUGAUAAUAUAACCCUGGCUAACAGAUGGCAAAAAUUAAAGAUACAACAUCAAAACUUUUGUAAAAGAUGGAAAGAUGAAUAUCUUAAAGAGCUCCAUAAAAGAUAUAAGUGGAAAAACCCUACCCGAGAAGUUGAAAUAGGUGAUAUUGUAGUAAUUAGACAAGACAAUUUAGCACCCAAUGAAUGGUUACUUGGACGUGUGACUAAAACAUACCCUGGUUCUGAUGGUAGAAGUAGAGUAGUUGAUUUACAAACUUCAACUGGAACUCUAACACGACCAAUCACUAAAAUUGUUGUUUUACCCGCUAAUUAGUCUAAUACUCUACUCUAAUACUAUUUACUCAAACCCUAACCCAAAAUAACAAUAUCAUCACUAACUAGCUCAACUAACCACCCUAACUAACCCAAAUUUAUUAUGAAUCGUUUAACCCUUCACCCUAACCCACUAACACAUUCAUUACACUUCAUUCAUUCACACAUAAUUUCUUUUAUACAGAAUAUGGCACCCAACAACAACAACAAUCGUAAAGGACGUUCCAACCGUUCCAGCCGCAAUGGAUCUCGGCCCAAACCCAACCGCAAAAAUGAUAAACGUCAACCAAAACGCCAUUUUGGUUGAGGUAUUUGUCAAGCCGAUCACAGCUUGACAAAUUGUCGAAAGUUCCAAAAGAUGAACUUGGCGGAGAAGUACAAAACCGCAGUUAAAUUGCACUACUGCGUCAAUUGUUUGGCGAGGAACCAUCUCAUUGGCGGUUGCAUGAGUAAGGCUCGUUGCCAACAAUGUGGUGGUAAACACCACUCCACCCUGCAUGGUCCAAAUAGGAUUUUAAAGAAUUUAACCCAGGACCAAUCCCCUCCACCAACUCCGGCACCAAGAACUCCACCCACACCAGCUCCAAGACGAUCAUUAGACAUCGUGAAAGUUACAACACCGGUAACAACGUCGAUGAUGAAAACGUUUGUUCCUACAGCAGUUGUGCAGGUAGGAAGUCUGCGGGCAAGGGCAAUACUAAAUCCUUGCUUGACUAAGUCUAGAAUAGCAGCCGUCUUUGUUAGUGAAAGUUCCCUAGCUCCCUUCAAAAUAGACAAAGAGGUGUUUGUGAAGGUGCUAAUUGCACCAAAUUAUUCCUCAAGCCUCCGAUACGAGGUUUGCAUGGAGGUGGUUAAGGAUCUGCCAAAAACCCCAUAUCCAAGCCCCAUGGACGAAACAAUUAAAAGUAAAUUGUGUCGCAUAUCGCUGGCUGACCCGGAGUUUUACUCCAACAACCCAGUCUCCAUGGAAAUUGGUGGAGACCUUUACACAAGCAUCCUACAACCAAAUGUGAUUCACAUUGACGGGGGAUCACUUAUAGCCCAGGAUUCCACCCUUGGUUGGCUGGACAUGGGAUCAUCUACCCAAUAAACACCCACACAAUAAAGUUGCAGGCCCGGGAGGAUGUUCACAUCAGUGAACAAUUGAACGUUACCAUCCCUGAAGUCCAAUAGCACCCACACCAAACUGCAGCCAACUUCAUUUUUAUACGAACGUCAGCUGCAGUUUUUGCCUUUUUACUUACUUCUAAUCAACCUGGCUUACUACCAACAAGUGUGUGCGCUACAGCGAACAAAACAACAAACCCUACAACAGCAAAUCAAAUUUUAAAGUUAAACAAAUAAAUAAUAAACUUAAAUUAUUAAAACUAAAACUAGUGGUAAAACUUAAACCAAGUAUUAAAACCCUAA
Messenger RNA from Lucilia cuprina (Australian sheep blowfly), 2354 nucleotides. RefSeq lists its product as uncharacterized. The coding region runs from base 1303 to 2034 and encodes 243 amino acids. The record is from RefSeq and is a predicted model, not a curated record. The transcript has 2 exons. Lineage: Eukaryota; Metazoa; Arthropoda; Insecta; Diptera; Calliphoridae.